This is a messenger RNA of Dracunculus medinensis (Guinea worm), 462 nucleotides long. The record is from the annotation of a GenBank genome assembly. NCBI's taxonomy places the organism in Eukaryota, Metazoa, Nematoda, Chromadorea, Rhabditida, Dracunculidae.
AUGGCAUCAAAUCGAGCAGCUUGGAAAGAUUAUCAUUUAUUAACCAAAAAAAGAUGUGAAAAAGAUUUGAUUGCAACUGAAGUCGAUGAAUUAAUAGUAAAAGUAGUGAAUUUGCGAAAGAAUUGUCCAGGAAAAAUCGCUCAGAGUACUGCAGCUAUUAAAAAACUUGAAUUGCACCGUUUGACAAAAGCAAAAAUACAUUUGCAACCAUCGACUGUUUCGUCUAACAUUUACCUCAGUGAAGAAUUGUUAAGCAUAGAACAACAAAACGAUGCCACUAAAAAAAUGAAAGAGGAACAGGAAAUGCUAAAUAAGGGUUCCUUAUCAUGUUGUUGUGCUGUCGUUGUUGUAUAUCGUGGCGGUCGGUAUGAUAAACUGGGGAAUAACGAACUGGCUGAAUACGAAAUCGGCGACACUAGCAAAAUUCGUGAUUUUCUCUUUUGUCCGUUUUCCUUUCUGUAA